Molecule: messenger RNA, 2007 nt
Organism: Orbilia oligospora ATCC 24927
Lineage: Eukaryota; Fungi; Ascomycota; Orbiliomycetes; Orbiliales; Orbiliaceae
Exons: 1
Coding region: 1-2007 (668 amino acids)
Source: RefSeq, a predicted model, not a curated record
AUGUUGAGUGCCAAAGUUGCAAUGGUGGAGGACUUCAACUCCGAGGUCCAAGAAGUUAUUCCAUCCUCGAGAAUCCAAGCUUUCAAGAAGAGACAAUCUGGACUUGCUUCAGUGACAAAUUACUCCGACGCUGGCACCGUUGACUCCGGGUAUUCUUCCACUUCGGCACCAAAUGGCCAAGAGGAGCAUGAACUUUUCCCUGAGAGUGACAGCCCAUCCCGCCACACACCUCAAAGCGACCUCUCCGACUCUAAUAUUUCUGAGAGAACACCCGUUAAUCGUCCGAUUGGCCUUGAAUCCGAGGGACGUGCGAGGUCUUCGAAUGCUCAUCGGGCAUCUGGUAAAUAUGCUUUCGUUCCCGGGUUGAGCCGAAACAUCGAACGCAUUGAGCGACCGCUUAGCAGGUCGACAAGUAAGAGAGACAGUACCGGCAGAGCUUCCCCUGCUAUCCGACCGCAGGAUGCCGAUGAAUGUGACUGCCCUCAUUGUGCUAAAGCCUCCAGCAGCGCGCAGCCUUCGCCUUCUAUGGCCCCUCCCGAUGCUGGCCUAGACGGAAGUUGGUCUUUGGACAUGUCCAACAGUCUUCCCUCUUAUAACCCCAAUUCGUUAGACUAUUCUUCCGGCCUUCUUUCUGGAUCCCCUGGUAGAACUCGUGGCGCAGCUCGUGAGAGCAACGGCUUUUUCGAAACUUUCCCAACAGCUAAUUCCAAUGCAAGUGGAAAUGGCCGACCAUCAAGUCUCCUUUCGAACACAAACCCUUUGGGAGGAUUGAGCACAUCAUAUGAAUAUACAGCAUCCCCCAGCACCUACACACCACAAUCUGCUGUUAACCCGCUGUUGUCUCCACCUCCUUAUCUUGGUGUCGAUGAAUGGGUUCCCCCUACCACGCCUACUUCGUUACGAAACCGAGAUCACACAGAAGACUACGCCAAUUACUCUAGCAAUGACUACUUGUAUGGUAACGGGUCGGGGGCUUUGUCUGCGAGCGGAGGCAACCACAACAACUACGACCUCCCUCCCCGAUCUGCGUCUGUACAACCAGCCGGUUUAAGGAAUAGACCCCGAAGCAGCACCUACCACGUCGAUUACCCAGUUGGCGCUAUGGGACCUCCCCAACGUCGAGCAUCAAAAGCACCGGCUCCAAAACGCAUCCAUUCCGCCACUAAUAGCUAUGAUGCUGGUCGCUACGACACUGCUACCCCAUACCCCAGCUAUGACAGCUACGACAACACGGCCGAAGACUUUCAUUCUCCAGCCCACCAUCCUAUUAGCCGUCGUCUUAGCCGUGCCGGAUCUGGGGCUCUUCCGCCUUUGGAUAUUACUCGAGCUACCUCUGUACCACCAGUCGACAAUUAUGUUGCUGGUAUUGAACGAGCUCGUCGGAUGACUAUAACACCACAGCCAAUGCAAAUUGCAAACAGGGAUAGAAACCGACGCGGAAGUAAUGCUUCUUCUGGUCUUUCUUCCUCUGCGUCAAGAAGGGCUCACGAAGCUCGAAUGAGCAUGGCUGAGAUGAUUGACUCUGUCAAGGUUGAGCCCCGCCCGGAACUUGCCGGCGCACUGACUAAACGCGAUUCUACUGGUGGAGCUAUCGUUAAGCACGGUUAUAGCCCAGCCGAGUUUGACUACGCUACCGAUGGUGCAUAUAACACUUAUGAUUAUCCUUACGAUAACAGUGGUAUGGAAAUUCAUCCUUACCACCACGAAGAAUUCGAGCAAGAGCUUGUACUGAGUGGACCCAGCGAACCGUUUUCUUCCAGGUACGGGAUACCGCCCAAGCUACACUACGCUGGCGCGGAUCCCCUGCAUCGGUCCUUACGUAUGAACUCCGACAGAAGAAGAAGCAUGCACAGGCGUUUGAGCGAUUACCAGCACGGUGUGGAUUAUUCUCACGCCAAUGAUUUGGACGAGCUUCGUCAGUUGACAAAGAGCCGAAACUCAGGGCUUGACCGGCGGUUACCCCCCAAUCCUGCUUAUAUCGAAGACGGACACGUUCACGGUUACUAA